AGGUGUCUGAAGACACGAAAAGUGAGUGAGCUCUCCCUUAAGACACACACACAGACUAAAGUGAUAGCUAGUAUCUACUUGCCUGUCAAUGUAAGUCCGCUAGCUAGAUAACUACUACUAACGAGCUUGGAAGUUGUGAACUGCAGUAAGCUCUUUCCAAGAAACGUUAUCGUAACGUCAGCCAAUCGCAGUUAUGUCCAUCUCAGCAGCAUGUAGCACUGCCACGAACGUCAGUAUUCUUUUAAUUUAGGCAUAUUUAAUGGCUAUUCCCGUUUUGCGCUUUCAAAAGACAUUGCCGAAGCAAUUAUAGCCAUUUAUUUGAAGCUAGCGCGUUAUAGAGUUUAGUUUACCACGUGAACUGUCACACCCUACGGAGGACGUCACCGCCUUGAAAGCUUCAUCGACAAAUGGCGGCUACACAUAAAACGUUCCUCUCAGGAAAACGAAUUAUGGUGAAGGUUUCAAGCAGCGACAUACUAGAUGAGUUAGACCUCCUUGAAAGCGAUGAUAUCGCUCUUGUAGAGGAACUGUUGGACUCCACCAUUGAAAAGGGGGCCCCGCUUAGUUUAAAAUAUCGACCAAGGGAAGGAAGAGGCUAUUUCACAGCAAAUCGCCGAGAGCAUACGCCCUCGGUGGGGCAAAAAUUUCUCAGUGAACUACACGCUUCGACGUAUACAGCGCCAGUUACUCUUGGAAAUGUAGCCGAGAAAUCGUUGCAUGAUGAAUCAGUAAAGCGCGAAACUAUCGACGAGGGCAAAAAUGCUGCUCCGAAAGUCACAGCUCAAAGGAAUAAGCCGUUCUCACAGCCUCUUUACGGGAGAACUCAUCACCAACUUCAUUCACUCCAAACGAGGACUUCUUCUAAAGUAAAGACGCCAGGCAAGACGAAAGACAUAAACGUGGGCAUCCAGACCUUAUCGGCAAUCGUUGACAGUCUCGCGAAGAACAAUAUGCCAAAGCUGAGACAGGAACAGCAAGACGAUAAAGACUUGUUAGAAAAUCACAAGGAUACUGCCUCAACCUCGGUUACUCAAUCUUAUGCACUACCAUACCCCAAUACAAAUGCUUCCGAAAGCUCUCGAAGUAAAGCACACAUUUUUAAACAGCAGGAAGUUCUCACUAACGAAAACGACGGAAGACAUAAUUCUUCUAUUCACGGAAUGCCUCUUCAACCAGCCUCUGCAGGAUAUAGCGAGAUGCCACCUGCUAGCUCGAACGAGAGUCGUCGGCGCUCGCAACAUUCUACUCGUCAUCAGUCACACGGGAUUCAACAAGAAUUAGUCAAAACACACGUUCCAAAUUAUGACUCCAGUUCUCCUGGUCAAUACGGUUUCGUUCAGGAGAAUUCUAUCGCUAACGGAGCAGCAUCUGGGCAAAAAAAAACUAAAAAUUUCAGUAACCCUAUGUACGUCGAGCAUGAGGCAAAUGGCUUCCCACUGCAGGGUCUUCCAGCUGUGCGGCCAAUAUCACCCGAAGGAACUUUUCAAGACACAUUCUUCGAUACAUACGCAGCAAGUCCCGGCUCGCUGUAUGUGCCAGAGGCGCCACAAAUACAAAGUAACGCCUUUUCGAUCAGCUCAAUUGGCCAAGGAGGUUACAGACAACGAUUUGUAGGAAACUUGUAUAGUGGAGCCGAAUCCAGUUACGGAAGGAUGUUUGGUCAGCCGGUUCCGAAUUUCGGAUUGUCCACUCAUGCAGACACCGGUAACUCAGGACUUUUUCCAGCUCAACAAAACGAUCCUGUUCCAGGCAGAAUCUACAAUCCCUCAAUCAAACAGAGUUUCGAUGAUUACAGCGAGAACUUCUAUUUCAACAGUCACAAUUUGAACUUCGCUACUGGAGAAAAUGAAUUCGCCGGUCUUGAAGGAAAACGUCAAUAUUUGUCCGCCAGUCUAUCAGCCAACAGCGACUUGGAAUUGCCAUUCCGAGGAAGCUUCCAUAAUGGCCAAACGGACCAUAGGACAAAUCUGCCCGGAAAUGCAUUCGAGUAUAACGGGGUAGGCAAUAACGAUCUCGGACUCCAUGAAAUCAGUGUACCAUUUGCUGGCUCACAGCACGGUGCCAUUCAAAUAUCGCCUAAUAAAGUGGGCCACUUGUCUGUGGUCCAAAACAGUCAGAGAGAUUCUCGGCCAUACGCCAUUUUGCCCGGUGGCAACUUUCACCCUGCGCAAACAGCGUCUACAAAAACUCCCCCAGUUCCGGAUCUCAAGUAUCAUGAGCAGCACCAACAGCAUCCACAAUGCGCGGCUGCAUCCGAUAUGAAGUCUCAUAAUGCGACGUAUUGUACGGAAGACGUUAACUACCCAAGGGACUCCGUCAUGCAAAGCGCAUUUCUCGACCCAUUAACGGCACGUCGUCUGGUGCCACAUAUUCCAGAUGAACAAUUGGUUUUUGCGGAACCCUACGAUACUUUUGCAACGGAUUUGAUGGAGCCGCAGGAGAGUGUGGCUGGCGAGUCGAAUAAGAAGUACGACGGACCUGAUAAGACAAGCGAAGACAAGGAUUCGGCUGCUAAAAGCGAACUUCGAAAAGCAUGCAGGUCACAGGUGGCAACAAUACGACCUUUACGAGCCCAAAAUACACAGAACCAGUGGAAGGUUAUCGUGAACGUGGACACACCGCGCAAUGGCCAGAAGUAUGAACAGCUUGUGCGGAUAGAAACUUGCAGAUGGCCAUCAAUGUCCUGCUCCCACGUGUCCUCAUCGGUCCAGAAAUCGGUGUGCUCACAGGAGUUGACUACACAUCGAUUGGCUGCUUGGUCACUUGAAGAAGGACUUCAUAUGGAUACAUUCCAUUUCCCGGUGGCCUGCUCAUGCCUUGUCGAAACCGAAAAGUAGCAGAGAAACCUAUGCUACAUAAAACAACUGCAAGAUCUUUUGAAGAUCUUCCCAAAUUACAUUUUCUGCCAAGCAUCAUAUGUAUGUCGUAUGACUUGAGCAUGGAAUAUACAUGAGUUAACUCUAGUUGGUCUGGGAAAUGUGUCAUACAGGCUAGUUAGCAACAGGUCAUGUAAAGAGUUUGAUUUUGUUGUAACAGCAAGAAGCUGUGAAUCAUAAAUGCAUCAUACUGGACCAGAACAGAGACGAAUGUUUGUUAAAAUAUGAAUUAU
Molecule: messenger RNA, 3109 nt
Organism: Varroa destructor (honeybee mite)
Lineage: Eukaryota; Metazoa; Arthropoda; Arachnida; Mesostigmata; Varroidae
Biological process (GO): innate immune response; central nervous system formation
Cellular component (GO): extracellular region
Molecular function (GO): growth factor activity; Toll binding
Source: RefSeq, a predicted model, not a curated record